CGGCUCUCCGGCGGCGCCGAUGGGGCUGCGGGCCUGGCUGCGAUCGCUCGGCUGCUGCGGCUGCUGCGGAGGGGAAGCGGCGGCGCCCGAGAAAGAGCCCCUGCUCAGUAACAACAACCCCUAUGCGUCAUUCGGGGCCACGCUGGCGCGGGAUGAGGAGCAGAACCUUUGGAGCACUCCCCACGACGUGACCCACACCGAGGCCGACGACGACCGCGUGCUCUACAACAUGAUCGUGGUCAGGAACCAGCUGGACAAGGACUCGGAGGAGUGGCAGAAGCUCAACUAUGACAUUUACACUUUACGGCAGACCCGGAAAGAAGUGAGGAGCAGGUGGAAACACAUUUUGGAGGAUUUAGGUUUCCAGAAGGAAGCAGAUUCCCUCUUGUCAGUGACCAAACUCAGCAUCAUCAGUGACUCUCAGAACAUGAGCAAAGCCCGGGACAUCUUGUUAAAGCUCUCAGAGGAGACCAACAUCUUCCCCACCAGCUGGGAGCUUUCUGAGCGCUACCUCUUCGUGGUGGACCGACUGAUCGCCCUGGAUGCUGCGGACGAGUUCUUCAAGCUGGCCAGCGCCGUGUACCCCAAGCGGCCGGGCGGGGACAGGCUGGACGAGGGCUCGUCCCCCAGGAGCGUCCCCGCGGUGCCCUGAGGGAUGUGCCCUGCUGGUGUGACACGGCCAGCGCUCCUGGACAGGCUGCUGUGCCCGGGGCCAGCAGGACAGUGCCCUCCUGGUGGCCCUGUGGAGAAGCGAGCGGGGCGGGAGGCAGCGAGGUGUGCCCAGCACAGGGCAAAGGAUGCUGGCACCAGGCGGCUCCUGGGCACAAGAGAGUGACAACUGGGACAUCUCUGGCCAGUAGGGUAUGAAAUAGGCACAGGGAGGAUCUGCCAUGCAAGGCAUUGCUGCUCUAGUUCCAAGGGCUGUGAGGAAAUGCACUUUUCCACCUGGCUGCUGCCUGCCACUGUCCCAUCCCUCAUGCUGCCAGAUGGGAAAAACAGCUCUGUGUCUACAGCUCUGUGCCAGUGCACUGGUCCUCAUCCUCACCCCAGCCCUCCAGGCAGGUCCCAGGGGAUUGGGGAAAGAGGCAGGAGCUGUGCCAGGACAGGAUUUCAUUGCAGGCAGCAAAGCCUUGGAGCAGUGUCACAGCUGGGUGCUCCAUCCCCAGCCAGUAGUGGUUGAGGGAUGUUUUGACAUCUUAAAAGAAGGUAGAGUUUAGAAAGGUGCCAAGUUCAGAGCUGCUGAGAAUUUGGCUCCUGGAACAUCGGUUGCCCAGCAUCUCAACCUAUUUUGAAAAGUUUUGGUCUUAAUUGCCUACAAAAACCCCACCACAAAGCUGCAUGUACUGGCAAUCUAAAAAUCCUCAUUACCAGCGGGGAUGGUAUAAUGAACAUCCUUUUAAUCUUGGGGUUUUGUCUGAUAAUGAGCAAUAAUUUUUAAAGCCCUGGAUUUGAUAAUUUAAAAACAAGUGGAAGUUCUUCACUGAUGAACACACAUGCUGCUAAUUGGCCAGUUGAAAAUGCUGGUUACACAGGGCCUCCCAAAGUAGCAAACCAGAGCUUUUAUUUGUUUAUACUACAGCAUUUGAAAAAAAUAUUUACGAGCUGUAUUUGUUUGUCAGUCUUCCUGGGAAACAUUUUUGUCAACUCAGAACAGCAGUGAAAGCUGAGUUUAAUAAAGAAAACAUUACAAAACCA
Serinus canaria (Common canary) is the source of this 1695-nucleotide messenger RNA. It is a transcript of the gene MREG, whose product is annotated as melanoregulin. Lineage: Eukaryota; Metazoa; Chordata; Aves; Passeriformes; Fringillidae. Gene Ontology annotation, cellular component: melanosome. The coding region runs from base 20 to 652 and encodes 210 amino acids. Gene Ontology annotation, biological process: melanosome transport; melanocyte differentiation. The transcript is spliced from 5 exons. The record is from RefSeq and is a predicted model, not a curated record.